GCUAGGCUCUAAUGGGUAGGCUCUAAUGUCUAGGCUCUAAUGGCUAGGCUCUAAUGGGUAGGCUCUAAUGGCUAGGCUCUAAUGGCUGGGCUCUAGUGGAUAGGCUCUAAGGGCUAGGUUCUAAUGGCUAGGCUCUAAUGGCUAGGCUCUGGCUCUAAUCGAGAGCACGUUGACUCAUUAUCUUCCAUCCACAAGUUUUCAACUGAGUAACUAAUGUCCUCCUCUUCCUUUGUUUAUCUUCCAGAUCUGCCUCCUCCUCCCAUCCCCCCUCCAGCGGGGCUCAAGUCCCCCACACAUCCCUCCAAGACAGCCCUGGAGGCCCGGGGGAUGAUGUCUCCCAAGGCAGGCGAGGGCAGGGACAGGAGAGGGGACUCAGGAGGAGGGUACCGGCCACGGGAGGGAUCGGACCCCCGUACCAGCUCCUCUGAGCGCCGGGAGACCCAGGACAGACAGAAGAUCCCCCGUGCAGGGAAAGGGAACAAACAGGAGGGGGGCAGCACCAAGGCACGCCAACACCCAGGACCAGAGGACAUCCUGCCCUACAGCCGCCCUCCUUCCCCACGGUCCACAGUCCCAGAGACAGGGACCCCAGCUCCUCCAGCUCCAUGUCCUCCCCGGGGCUCAGGGGCCGGCGGAGAGGAGAGGGGGGGCCGAGGGCCACGCCAGGAACCCCAGCGACAUGAGAGCCUUCCAGCCAGGAGGCGAUGA
Oncorhynchus nerka (sockeye salmon) is the source of this 708-nucleotide messenger RNA. RefSeq names its product roundabout homolog 1-like. NCBI's taxonomy places the organism in Eukaryota, Metazoa, Chordata, Actinopteri, Salmoniformes, Salmonidae. The record is from RefSeq and is a predicted model, not a curated record. The transcript is spliced from 2 exons. Bases 214 to 708 code for a protein of 164 amino acids.